This is a messenger RNA of Dovyalis caffra, 2106 nucleotides long. NCBI's taxonomy places the organism in Eukaryota, Viridiplantae, Streptophyta, Magnoliopsida, Malpighiales, Salicaceae. The record is from the annotation of a GenBank genome assembly.
AUGGGAGUUGAAUUAGCCCAUCAAUAUACAGAAUAUAGAGGAAUGGAAGUGCAAGAGGAGGUGGAGGAAGGUGUUUGUUUUACUGAUUUGGAUUUAGUUUAUCAUGUUAGGGAUGCCCUUUUGUCUGUUAAAACGGGUGAUAGGAGCAGUUACUACCAGCUUGUUGGGGUUUUGCACCACAAAGAUCAUUCUGCUCCUGAUAAAGUGGCUUUGCUUUUGACAAGUCUAAAGGCACUAUCUGGGGCAGUUUCUUAUAUAAACGAUGUUGAUCAUGUAUCCCUUCUUCAAUCUAUUUUUGGAAUGAGCAUGUGGAACUGUGUGCCUGAUGUGAUGGAUGCAUUGCUUGAACUUAUAAUAUGCAUGGCUGCUUCAAAUGGAAAAUACGUUUAUCUAUGCCUUGAGAUGCUUGUAAACAAUUUUAUGCCACCAAUGGAAUCAGAUAUGCUCAGGUAUCCACGUGGUCAGGACAAAAAGGAACAAGUUCUUCCUCGUGUGCAUACUGGUCUAGAAGUUAUUGUUGAUUUGGUGCCUAUGGCAGCCUUAAAAUUGUCUACAACAGUUGUCAAAAAGAGGCCUAUGUUUUUUAGGAAGGAUUUCAACAUGGAUCGUCUAAAAUGUCGUCUGGAGAUAUAUUUGAAGAAUAUGCUAAUGUUGGACGGUGGUGCUAUUAGAGAAUUUGUUGGGAACAGUAUGCUCGUGGAAGUGGUGAAUAUGCUGCUAGAAUUGGAUGUUGCGAUUGGUUGGGAUGAAAUGUUACGGGAUGAUCCUUCUAAAGGUAUCUUUACAAUGGAGUUAGAAGAUGAGGAUGAGGUAGCUGAUGACGAUGGUCAGGCCAAUGAAGGUGGAGAGUUACCUUACUGUGAAUCUACUGAUAAGCUUGUAGAAGGUCGCAAGCCAUUAGUUGUUUGUUCAUGCAUGCUGGUGUUCCUAUCUGCACAAUGUGCAUUUUCCAUGUGGUUUAUGUGGAGUGAAUAUCAUAGUUCCAAAUUGCAUUUCUACCUUCUUGUUUUGCUGUCCCAAGUGAAAACUAAUAUCUUGUUCUUUGCCCAGCUUCCAAAUACGUUAACUCUCAGGAGUUUAGGUAAAAAUGUUACUGCUGAUUUGCUGGAUAGCUUGAUGAUACAAUUUUUUGAGCAUCUUGAAGCCUGUGCAAAUGAAAAGCGUUUGAGUGAGGUAUUUGAAACUCUUUUAUCUUCAUUCAUGGCAACUAUCUUGAACACGUACAAGUCAAAGUUUGCUCAGUUUGUGAUUUUCUAUGCCUGUGCGCUGGAUCCUGAAAACUGUGGUGUGAAAUUUGCCCAAACACUUGUGGAUACAUUCUUUUCUGAUUGCAACCCCCCGCUUACCAGGAUGAGUGCUGUGGCAUAUCUUGCUAGCUAUUUGGCUCGUGGGAAGUUUCUAUCAGCUGCCUUUGUUGUAAACGUGUUGAAAAGUCUGGUGCAUUGGUGUUUGAAAUACUGUGAAGAGCGGGAAUGUGACUUGAAUCCAAAAGGGCAUCAAGUCUUCUAUUCUGCAUGCCAGGGAAUUAUGUACGUGCUCUGCUUCCAUAUGAGAUCAAUAACGAAUGUUCCUACGCUCAAAUCACAGCUUCUCCUCAUGCCUAUAGAGCCAAUAUUGAGGCACAAAUUGGGGCCUUUGGAGGUGUGCUUGCCUUCUAUUGUUAAUGAGUUUCUCAAACAAGCUAAAGCUGCUCAUCUGUUCACCAUCUCCAAAGCAUUUAUAUUUGAAGAUUUGUUGGAAUCAGAUCUUUCUAGAGAUUUUGGUGGGCUGGAGAGGCUGGACAUGUUCUUCCCAUUUGACCCAUGUUUGCUGAAGAAAUGUGACAGGGGCUUCAUCCGGCCGAACUUUGUAUACUGGAACCAUGUCAAAACCACCUAUGAUGUUGAUGAGGGAGACAGCAGUGAUGACGAUAUUGCUGAUGAUUUUGGGGCUGUAAACAAAGAAGAAGGGAUCGCUCGGAGUUUUGACCAAGAUAUUGAUCUUGAUGAAUUUGACUACGCAAUGAACAAGAUGUCCAUCACACCUAAGAAUACGUCAGGUUUCAAGCUUGGUGGUGAACGAAUGCCUUCAAAGAUAAGACCCUCUACAAGUCCAGAGUCCUUGUAA